This is a messenger RNA of Malassezia globosa CBS 7966, 252 nucleotides long. RefSeq lists its product as uncharacterized. Gene Ontology annotation, biological process: respiratory electron transport chain. Gene Ontology annotation, cellular component: mitochondrion. The record is from RefSeq and is a predicted model, not a curated record. NCBI's taxonomy places the organism in Eukaryota, Fungi, Basidiomycota, Malasseziomycetes, Malasseziales, Malasseziaceae. Bases 1 to 252 code for a protein of 83 amino acids. The transcript is spliced from 4 exons.
AUGCUUCCUCGGGGAAAUCCACUACGCUUGCGGUCCAUUGCUCUAUUCAAGGAACUUCAUCGUCUUGGACGCGAUUAUCCCGAUCCCAACUACCAUUUCAUCCCAAAGUUGCGCUCCGCUUUCCGGAAGAAUGCGAACCUCACUGACCCGGAACAGAUCCAAAAGCUCCAUGGACUGGCUGAAUUUGUAAAGAAAGCCUUGUACAUGCUGAAGAAAUACCGCGCACUACGCCGUCGCUACGUGCAAGACUAG